AUGUUAUCUAGAGGAAACAGCAAUUGAAGAGAUGCAGGUAAAGACCCAGCUCAAAAAAGUGAAUUUCCUGCAGAUAAAAGGAGUAGUACUGAUGAACUGUUUAUAAAAUUAAUUGAGAUAUGCUGCUUGAAGUAUGACUAUUCAAACGAGUAUAAAGAUAUCAAAUCUAAGGCUUUACGUAAUGCAGCUUUAAAAAAACUAUUAGAGUUUUUUAGUGAGCCUAAAAACUCUGCAAAAUAUAUCAUCCAGCAUUUUGAUCGUUUGAUUGAUAUGAUUAAAUUGAAUAUAUUUCGGCCACCUUUUUUAAAAAGGCAAAAAUAUUCAAAAGCUGAUCCUGAUAUUGAAAAUAUUGAAAAAAUAAGCAUUUUCAUAGACCCAGCUUGGCCUCAUCUUAAAAAUGUAUAUAAAAAUUUUCUUCAACUAGUUAUAAUUGAAGAAAUUCCUUUUAGGAUAUUGAAAAGCUAUCUUAAUUAUUCUUUUAUUCAGGAUCUCUUAGAGAUGCUUAACACUGAAAAUUUCAAAGAAAAAAAGUACGUACAAGUAAUUUUGGUAAGGCUAUAUGCAAAAGUAGUGCCAAAAAGAAAAUUGAUGAGAGCUGUUAUGGAAAACUGCCUUUUAGAAAUUAUUCAUGAAGAUCGAGAGUUUGAAGGAACUAAUGAGUUGCUGGAAAUUUUAGCAUCUAUAAUAUCUGGAUUUGCUACUCCAUUAAAAAAAGAUCAUGCAAUUUUCUUCAUAAGAGUGAUCAUUAAACUGUAUAAAGUUGAAAAUUUAGAAUCUUUUUAUGCAAACUUAUCGAGGUGCACUAUGAUGAUUUUAAGCAAAGACAGUUCGUUAGUGAUUCCACUAAUAGAGGGGCUAUUGAGGUAUUGGCCUUGCUGAAAUUCUCAAAGAGAAGUUUUAUUUUUGGCAGAGCUGCAGAAAAUCUUAGGCAUUUACAAGAGUAUGGAAUCCGAGGCUAUGACUUUAAGGAUGCUCAAAAAGAUAUCAAGAUGCCUUUUAUCCCAGAAUAUCCAAGUUGUAGAUGGAGCAAUGUGUUUCUUUGAGUCAGAUAUUUUUUUACAAAUUCUUAGAGAGUCCAAAGAAUGGACUCUUCCUAUAUUUGCACCAAUUGUAGCUGAGGUUGCUGAUAAUCACUGGGAUAAAGAGAUAAAAUCUUCUUCUGAAGCCAUUAAAGAAAUUCUCAUCGAAAUAGAUGCUUGUGCUUUUGAUUUGGCUCUUCAAAGUUAUUCAAAAUAUAAUUGUGUUAGCAUUUUGCAUCAUUCUCAAAGAAGAAUAGAAGCUGAAAAUAAGUGAGAAGUUUUAGCAAAUAGAGCAAAAACUAUUAACCCAGAUUCAAUUAAUCAUAUUUGUUUAAUACAAACUCGAGCGUGCUUAGCAAUUAAUUUUAGUAAUCAGUAUCCAAACUAUUCAAAUUCCAAAUUAAGCACAAAUUAUUAUUAA
Molecule: messenger RNA, 1440 nt
Organism: Blepharisma stoltei
Lineage: Eukaryota; Ciliophora; Heterotrichea; Heterotrichida; Blepharismidae
Source: the annotation of a GenBank genome assembly